Alternaria hordeiaustralica is the source of this 1650-nucleotide messenger RNA. RefSeq lists its product as uncharacterized. The transcript has 3 exons. The record is from RefSeq and is a predicted model, not a curated record. Gene Ontology annotation, molecular function: DNA-binding transcription factor activity, RNA polymerase II-specific; zinc ion binding. Gene Ontology annotation, biological process: regulation of DNA-templated transcription. NCBI's taxonomy places the organism in Eukaryota, Fungi, Ascomycota, Dothideomycetes, Pleosporales, Pleosporaceae. The coding region runs from base 1 to 1650 and encodes 549 amino acids.
AUGCCCAAUGUUGGCAGACCUUCUCCAGGUUGCAAGACAUAUACUUGGUCCACUAAUCCGCUGUUCCAGUGUGACCAGAAGCGGCCUUCCUGCUCGCAAUGUCUCCGUGCCGGCAAAGAAUGCCAUGGAUACCGCGACGUGGCUUCCCUAAUGUUCAAGAAUGAGAGUCGCGUCGUGGCAAAGAAGGCGGAGCAACGUUACGAAGAGCUUGCCAAAUCAAAAGAACCAAGAACGCCUUUGGGACGUGGAGAACCCAACAGGAUCAGAAGCGUGCAGCGGAUCUAUCCGGUGCAGAGUCCGCCCAAGGCUGAGAUCAUGGCCUUGCAACCCACGCCGAAUAUCGACGCCCAAGCGCAAGGCUUCUUCCUCACCAACUAUGCAGGCGCCGCCGAUUUCCCUCAAGGAGGCCAAUUCGAAUGGAUUCCCCAGCUGCUGUCACGGCCGAAUAUCGAGGGUACGCUUCGUGAGAGCUUCCGCGCCCUAAGUCUAGCAAUCUUCGCCAAUGCAGCGAAGUCCCCUGCCGUCAUGCGAAAAGCGCGUGUCGCAUACGGUUCUGCAUUAGAGGAAACAAACAGAGCGCUCAUGUCGCACGAAGCCGCGGUCAAAGAUAGCACUUUGGUUUCGGUCAUCCUACUUGGCAUGUACGAGGGCACGGUAUACACGGAUAAGAGCUCCAUCGAUAGGUGGUCAAAACACGUCAGCGGUGCUUACACCCUCUUCAUGUUACGCGGCAAGUCGCAGUUCGAGACAGAACUCGGACGGCGAAUAUUCCAGCAGUCAUACGGCGUCGCUCUAUUCUUCACGCUUGAACUAGGGACGGGUAUUCCAAAGCUGUACGACAGCAUCCCCCUGGAAUCAGGAUUCAACGAGCUUGUAAAGAAAUUCAUGAUCGGCAUUCUGCACGUCAUGGACGAAGUCGUCAAACUUGGUCAAGACAAGAGCCGAGAUCCCGUGGAAACAAUCAACCGCGCGAGAAAUCUCAGUCAAGAGCUAGAGGAUAUCAAGGCUCUUUUACCUGCAGCCUGGCAUCCAACAAGGGUUCAUCUUGAUGUACCUUCAGUUCAUUACUGUGGAAACACAUUCAGCAUCUGCCUCUUUCCCGUCAUGGCGCAGUUGUGGAAUUACACCCGGUUUAUUGGAAUUCAAGUGCACGAUGUCAUCAGAGCAAACCUGAUGAGGGUUCGUGAGGAACAAACUUCCCCGCUCUACGACGCUGCCAGUUUGAAAGCAUGCAUACAGCAUGAGGAGAAUGUGCUACGAGCUAACGUUGCUGCAAUCAUUGCCGCAGUACCCCAGACCAUCGGCAUGGUGCCAUCCCCGGUGUUCUCUGCUGCUGGAUUGGCCCCCGAAGAUGAAACAAAAGAUGGACCUAUCAUGAGAGAACCGGGGACAUUUAUCGAUUCAGUCAUCUCACCGAGACUAAUGCAGCUCGUCCAGCCACUGUAUGCAGUGGGUACGUGUCUGCUUAUUUCGCAUCAAAUGCGGCAAUGGGUCAUUGGCAUUCUCCAUUUUGUUGCAUUGAGGAUCGGAUCAAGACAGGCAGUCAUGCUCGCAGCUGAGCUGCAAAGGCUUCAAGAGUCAGUACCGAGUGUAGCACACGGCUGGCAAGACAUAGCCGAGUGGCUCGCGCUGGGUCCUGGGGUGAUAUAG